This is a messenger RNA of Clonostachys byssicola, 1152 nucleotides long. NCBI's taxonomy places the organism in Eukaryota, Fungi, Ascomycota, Sordariomycetes, Hypocreales, Bionectriaceae. The record is from the annotation of a GenBank genome assembly.
AUGGACCAAUUCGAUGUCGCUGUUGUCGGGCUCGGUGUUGUCGGCAGCGCUGCCGCAUACCAAGCGGCCCUGAAAGGCGCAAAGACAAUCGGUUUCGAGCAAUUCGAGUUUGGUCAUGUGCGUGGAGCCUCCUCGGAUACAUCACGUAUCGUCAGGACGUCAUAUGGCACCCCGGAGUAUGUUAAGCUUGCCCAGGACGCUUACAGGGAGUGGUCCAAUCUAGAGCAAAGAUCCGGUCUACAGAUGUUGACCAUUACUGGCGGCGUCGUCUUCUUCUCACCGGACGCAACCGGUAUCAACUCGGCCAAUUCUGCCAGCGAGUUUACAAAGAGUUUGGAUGCCAACGGACUUCCAUAUGAGCUUCUGAGCCCCCAAGAAGUUAAAAAGCGAUGGCCUCAAUUCAAUCUCCCACAGGGCGUGGAGACUGUGUUUACAGCUGACUCUGGCAUCGUCCAUGCCGGACGCUCGGUCGCAGCCUUUCAAAAUGAAGCUCGGCAGGAGGGCGCAAUAUUGAGAGAGAAUACUCGAGUGGAUAAAAUUAUUCCUGUGCCUGAUGGAGUAGUCAUCAAGACUUCCAAGGGUCAGUUUCGAGCCGCCAAGGUGAUUCUAGCGGCUGAUGCCUGGAUCAACAGGCUCCUGAAGCCACUUGAUGCAGAAAUCCCCCUCACCGUUAUGCAAGAGCAAGUAACAUAUUUCAAACCACACGAUCUUGCCCCGUUCGAAACAACAAAGUUCCCUGUCUGGAUCUGGGGUGGUAAAGAAUGGUUCUAUGGGUUCCCAAGCUACGGCGAGCCGUCUAUCAAGGCGGGUCGGGAUAUCGCGAACAAUAUCAUGACACCCGAACAGCGCACGUUUGCCCACUCUCCGCAAUUACUCGAGCAGCUGACGUCUUUCAUGGAAGCCCUCAUCCCCGCCAAGGGCCAGCCACUCAGAACUGUGACUUGCCAAUACGCGAUUACACCGGAUCGCCAGUUCAUCAUCAGCCCGUUAGAGAAGUACAAGAACAUUAUUGUCGGACUUGGGGGUGGGCAUAUCUUCAAGUUCGCUCCGGCAGUGGGGCGAAUUUUGGCUGAGCUCGCGAUUGACGGAAAAACAGACAGUGACAUCUCGUUAUUUGGUAUCCCUAGAACGCCUACUUCGAGCAAGCUUUGA